Carassius gibelio (silver crucian carp) is the source of this 869-nucleotide messenger RNA. Its product is annotated as cellular retinoic acid-binding protein 1. The record is from RefSeq and is a predicted model, not a curated record. NCBI's taxonomy places the organism in Eukaryota, Metazoa, Chordata, Actinopteri, Cypriniformes, Cyprinidae. Gene Ontology annotation, biological process: fatty acid transport. Gene Ontology annotation, molecular function: fatty acid binding. Gene Ontology annotation, cellular component: cytosol; nucleus. The transcript is spliced from 4 exons. The coding region runs from base 181 to 594 and encodes 137 amino acids.
ACACAGAGGCAGAAAGAAAGAGAGGUUGACAUUGUAAGAGACAGGGUGAGAAAAAAAAGAAGAAACGGAGUGGAAACAGUCAACUUCUUAGAUCCCAGAAAUAAAAAGUGGCUGAAGAACGGUUUUCUGAAUUAAAAGGCAAGUUUUUAAAGUCAGAGUGAUUCAAAGGAGCAGGUCGAGAUGGCCAAUUUUGCUGGAACCUGGAAGAUGAAGAGCAGUGAACAUUUUGAAGAACUCCUCAAAGCACUGGGGGUGAACGCUAUGCUGAGGAAGGUGGCCUGCGCUGCAGCGUCUAAACCCCACGUGGAGAUCCGGCAGAACGGUGAACAGUUCUACAUCAAAACCUCCACCACCGUGAGGACCACAGAAAUUCACUUCCAGAUAGGACACGAGUUCAACGAGGAGACCGUAGACGGGCGCAAGUGCAAGAGCUUGGUCACAUGGGAGACAGAGAACAAGAUGAGCUGCAGGCAAACUCUUGUGGAUGGUAAAGGCCCUAAGACGUACUGGACACGAGAGCUGAGAGGGAACGAACUCAUUCUGACGUUUGGGGCUGAUGACGUGGUGUGCACGCGGAUUUAUGUACGGGAAUGAGCACGAGCACGGAGGUGAACUGGAUGGAGGGAUAUUCCAGCACUUGCAGCUUUGGAGGGAGGAAUAACAUUUUUCUCUUUAUUAUUAACUUGCCCUAUAGUGUGUUAGUCGAUACUUCCUUUUGUUCUGCCUUCAUCACCAUUUGUCUUUUCAAUUUAAUCAUUAGAUUCAUUUUUAUAAUGUUUUUAUUAAUUUUCUAUGUACAGUCAAAGCCUGGCUUGAGCUCUAAGAUGAUUAAGGUUGAGCUGGAACGGAGCAGUUAGUUCUAUUCAUGC